This is a messenger RNA of Apis florea (little honeybee), 2036 nucleotides long. It is a transcript of the gene fuss, whose product is annotated as SKI family transcriptional corepressor fussel. Gene Ontology annotation, cellular component: nucleus; cytoplasm; transcription regulator complex. Gene Ontology annotation, molecular function: SMAD binding; RNA polymerase II cis-regulatory region sequence-specific DNA binding; DNA-binding transcription factor activity, RNA polymerase II-specific. Gene Ontology annotation, biological process: negative regulation of BMP signaling pathway; negative regulation of transcription by RNA polymerase II. Lineage: Eukaryota; Metazoa; Arthropoda; Insecta; Hymenoptera; Apidae. The record is from RefSeq and is a predicted model, not a curated record.
UAUUUUCAGAAACAAAAAUUAAAUAGAAAAAAGAAGAAAACUAUGGAAAGAAUAUUUUGCUUCUUUUCUAUAGAUCCUGUUUUUCUCAAUUACUAAUACAGUAUUAUUUACAAUGGAGUUUUAUGACCGUGUGUAAUGCGGUUGUACAUUCAGUGUUUGCUCCGUAACAGUUUUUUAAUAUUUUAGAGCAUAAUAGUUUUAAUUAAAUUCAUUAUAGUCGCGAAAUUAGAGUCAGUGCCUGUUUGCCGAUUGUAAAUUAAAUAAUCGCGUUAAUAGUUUUUUAUAUAUUUUUUUUAAAUAUUCAUUUUAUCACUAGAAGAUAGAAUAAAUGCUUCUCAAAAGAAUAAAGCAAUCAUUAUGCGAAGAGGUUUUAUUUCUUCAUACAUGAUAAGUUAUUAAUGAUAAUUAUUUCGCAAUGACAUCCUAUGGAUUAUUGAUGCAGAUUCUUCGCAUCCAUCGUAGAAUGGACGGGCCGGCGGUAUUAUCGAUGCCGCCGAUAACCGCGCCCCAAAAAUCGGCACAAUCGCCGCAGCCGCAGUCGCAUUCGAAAUCCAAUCAGGAGUUGCAGGUGGGCACCGUGUCCCUUUACGGAAUUCACAUCGUGUCGCUGGUGAUCGAGGGCCAGGAGAGGCUGUGCCUGGCCCAGAUCAGCAACACGUUGUUGAAGCAGUUCAGCUACAACGAGAUCCACAACCGAAGGGUCGCGUUGGGCAUCACCUGCGUGCAAUGCACCCCCGUCCAGUUGGAAAUCCUCCGCCGUGCCGGGGCCAUGCCGGUCUCCUCGAGGAGAUGCGGCAUGAUUACCCGAAGGGAAGCCGAGCGUCUCUGCAAAUCGUUCCUCGGCGACAACGCGCCCCCCAGAUUACCCGAGGACUUCGCGUUCUCGGUGCACCACGAGUGCGCGUGGGGUUGCCGAGGCGCGUUCCUUCCGGCGCGUUACAACAGCUCCCGGGCCAAGUGCAUAAAGUGCGCCUACUGCGGCCUCUUCUUCUCGCCGAACAAGUUCAUCUUCCACUCGCACAGGAUCGGCCCGUCGGACAAGUACGUGCAGCCGGACGCGGCCAACUUCAACUCGUGGCGGCGCCACAUGAAACUGUCCGGCAACCCGCCGGACGAGGUGGUGCACGCGUGGGAGGACGUGAAGGCGAUGUUCAACGGGGGGACAAGGAAACGAUUGCUCAACAACCCGAACUCGAGGGAGUCGCCCAGCCCUGCCAAGCAGCCGAGAUCCUCGCCCACCGCCCAGAUGCCCACCCUCGUCCCCUCGCCCACCCAUCCACGGGUGCCCCCGUUCCCGGAAUUGCCUUUGCCGCUGUCCAGAAGCCUGGUCAUGGACUACGUGUGGCAUCAGCAUCAGCAAGCCGCCGCCGUCGCCGCCGUCAAGACGCCCGGCUUUCCCUUCUCCCCCUACGCUCUGCCGUGGCUGGCCAAGAGGGGACCGGUCCUCUUUCCCGGUCCUCUACCACCGCCGAUAAGCGGUUCCAGCCCCACGGAGCCGCUGAUACCAACGGUGAACCCGUCCUUGCAUCAAUCCGCGUUCCGCCCCGUGAUCCGUGGGCCGCCGAUCGUGGAACCGGUCGGCCAGGAGCAACACCCCUCGGACCACACGUCUGUCUCCCACAAAGAGGAUAACUCGGACGACGAAGUGGACAUCGAGACGACCGAGGACGAUUCGCCCCUCAACAUCGCCCCGCAGAACCUUCAUCAUUCCGUCUCGAGUUCCGCAACCGGCGCGGGCCACAGCGACUCGCCCCAGUGCUGGAGCCCACCGAGAGAAACCGAACGAGAGGCUGAAAAGAUAGCGGAGGAGGCGGCAGCUAUGCGCGACGUUAAACCGGAACUUCAACCCGCAAGAAGUCCCGACACCUGGCAGGGAAACAACUUCUAUCGACAUCUGAAUGCAAUAAAAAGCGCGGAGCAGGCCGAGAGGACGGGCACGACGGAUUGUUCCGCCUGCCAUCCUCCGCGAGGAAUAUUUUACAGCCAGAUUCAUAGCCCGUCUGCGCCCACUAAUUAAUCGACGCGAGAUGCAGCCG